This is a messenger RNA of Polypterus senegalus (gray bichir), 1729 nucleotides long. RefSeq names its product T-cell ecto-ADP-ribosyltransferase 1-like. The record is from RefSeq and is a predicted model, not a curated record. Gene Ontology annotation, molecular function: NAD+-protein-arginine ADP-ribosyltransferase activity; NAD+ poly-ADP-ribosyltransferase activity. Bases 114 to 929 code for a protein of 271 amino acids. NCBI's taxonomy places the organism in Eukaryota, Metazoa, Chordata, Cladistia, Polypteriformes, Polypteridae. The transcript has 4 exons.
UGACAAGUUCGAUUUCAAAACAUCACGCAUUCAGGACUGACAAGACUGUCAGUUCUUCAAAUUCUGCACAACAUCCUUUUUUCACAUCCUCUAAAGAAGAAAUAAAGUUUCCAAUGACUCCUGCCAUCUCCACAGUCCUCCUACUGUCUUUGCUAAUUUUUGUGAAUGACUCUGAGUCGUUGUACAUGUAUGAAAAUUCCUAUGAUGAUGAUUAUAAGGGGUGCAGAGAAGAAAGAGACACGGAAAUCACAGAGUAUUACCUGGACAAUGACCUGAAUAAAAAUGAAUUCCUGAGAUCUGCCUGGAAUAAAGCGAAGAAGCACUGGAAUGCUUCAACCCCUUAUAUUUUGGAUUUGAAUACCUCCAUUGCUGUUAGAGGCUACACCAGUGCCUCUUUCCAUACUGAGUUAAACACUGCAAUUCAAGAUGGCGUGACUUCAGUGACAAAAAAUCACUACAGGUCUAUCCAUUUCCUGCUCACAAAGGCCAUCCAGACCCUCAAUCGUGGUGAAUGCAUCAGGGCCUACAGAGGAGUUGGCGUAGAGAUACGUCCAAGAGAAGGCGAGGUUUUUCGCUUUGGAAGAUUUGCGUCAGCUUCCAGAAAUAUAAUGGUAGCACUGAAAUUUAAAAAUGCAACAGUUUUCAAUAUCACAACAUGCUAUGGGGCGGACAUUUCAAAUUAUUCCUUGUAUAAGACAGAAGCUGAAGUGCUUAUCCCACCUUAUGAAGUGUUUAUUGUCAAAGAAAGUUACGAUAGAUACGUCACUCUUGAAUCGAAGAACAUCACUGUGAACUACAGAUGUUGGCCUCUGAAGGGUUCACCAGGACCGAACACGAUUCCAAAUAACGCUGGCCUGUCGCUGACCCCUUUAACAGUGCUUCACCUGCUCCUCAGUUUUUUAACGAUUCCAUAUUUUUGGAAAACGUAAUAAUGUGUGUUUUAAAUGGAUGAAUUUCAAGAAAUCUGAUGGUCCAAAAGAAGUGAAAAAAAAUCUCUAUAUGCCUUCAGAGACUUUUUAUUGUCCUUUAAUGGCAAGCUUUCAUUUUUUAUUACUAAUGAAUUGUUUUCUUUCUGAUGAUUUUCAAACCAAAUGUGUCAAAAUUUGUAGUUUUUGCAGUGUGUGUGGGAUUUUCUUAAUAUUGGCUAUUAAUGUGUGUUUUUAAAUUGAAACAGAAGUAAAAAUAAAUUACUGCACAUAUUGGGAAAAAUUUUUUGCUACACUGAAUUUUCAAUAAAAUGUUUUGUCACUUACUUUUUUUAUGUUUUUAGCCUGCUUGGAGCUCACCCUGAGUGCCUUUUGGGAUCAGAAUUCUAUGUCAAUACGUUUAACCACAAAAUGUCUCUGUUAUGAUUAUUUGUAAAGCAUUAGGCCCGAAGAACACUUGGGACAAUAUUCUGCUGUCAUCAUAUGACUGAAGUAACAUUAUGCUGCAAAAUGAAUAUUUAUAUUUUGCUACUCUAUGAUAACUCCUCAAUAUUCAUUAAUACCUUCAACCAAAACAGAAUCUGUAAAACCAGUUUUAGAACAAACUGAAUGUGACCUAGUAGUUGAAUCAAGUGAUGACAAUGUGAAUUGGCCAUCAGACAUUGGCAAGAUAUUUGACGCAUACUUCACUGUACAACAAAUCUGCCUUGAUAUGUCUGGUGAAUUCAGUCUCCUGGGGCCUCAUGUAUAACGCCGUGCAUAGCAAAAGCCGAAAUGUGCUUACGCACAGAAAAAUCCAGAUG